Brettanomyces nanus is the source of this 429-nucleotide messenger RNA. RefSeq lists its product as uncharacterized. The coding region runs from base 1 to 429 and encodes 142 amino acids. The transcript has a single exon. Lineage: Eukaryota; Fungi; Ascomycota; Pichiomycetes; Pichiales; Pichiaceae. Gene Ontology annotation, biological process: proton motive force-driven ATP synthesis. The record is from RefSeq and is a predicted model, not a curated record.
AUGUUCUCGUUAAUUGCAAGGUCAUCGGUAAGUACCGGCACUCAUGAAUUGCCACAUCGAAUGUCAAUACUAACAAACGGUUUCGUACAGAAAGCCCCAAUGAGAAGAGUGAGACUCUUUCAUGUUUCCAGCCUAAGAUCUAACUUGAUUCAGGAUUUGUACAUUAAAGAGUUGAGGGCUUUCAAGCCAAAGGCUCUAACUGCUGCGGAUGCCGAGGAGGCCACUAAAUCAUGGAAGUUGCCUGCAGCCUCAAAGAUCCCCGCUUUGGAGAAUGAAGGUGCUGAUGCUUUGGCUGAGUACGACUCCACUGAGGUGGAAAUGGCUGCACCAAAAAAUGCUGCAGCUCUCGCUGAAGAAGAUGCUGCCGCUAAGCAGAGUUACAAUGAAGAUGAUUGGUUUGUGUUCGAGGAGGAUGACGUGACUGCUUGA